CUCGACUGGUCCCUCUGUUCAGAUGUACCAUGCAGUCACGAACCCCUCGCCCCAAACCCCCGAACUGGUCCCCUCAGCCUCCCCUCUCCGUUUUCGUCCGCAACCUCCAACUCCUCCAGCUCGAUCGCCAUGAUGACUGGCCUCACAUCUCUCUCCGCUCCCUCGCAGAUACAUCGCAGAACCAGCGUCAGCGUAUAAGGUCUAUAGAAUGGGCUCUUUAUCACCUGGUUACCCUCUGGGACCCCGACACCGCCCGGGAUAAACUCCGGCCCUUCUUCCCUCCGCUUGAGCCCCUGCAGUCCGUCAAUCUUCGUGCUGCUUUAUUCCGUGUGCUCUCCGAAUUGAAGAAACAGGGCGAGCUCGGCAGAGAAACCAUUCUUCGCAAGUCAAUGCUGGAUGAUUGCAAAGGCGAGAAAUUCGAGGAACUAUUGGCCGUCUUCUCUACUGCGGUGCUGCGGAAGACCCUCGCCGCUUCCUCAGAUCCGGCACUACAAAAUGUGGCCAUGAAGCUUUCAUUGGCUUCCGGGCUGACGCGCGAGGAAUACCAGCUCAUGCUCCCCCUCGUCCUUGCCCAUCGGGUCUCCCUAAACCAAAUCGGCGAGCGUCGCAACAAAGCACGGGACACCCAUGAAAAGUUUACCCAGUUGCUAGAACUUAAAAAGCUGCAGCUUGAUGAACGAGCUAAGGAGAACCCUCCCCAACUCCCCGACACUGGCGCCGACAUAGAUGCGCUGGCUCGCGACCUUAGGGCUAACUGGCUGGGGGGUGAGGACUGGGCGGAUACCCUUGUCGACGGUGGUGCGCGGGGCAGCAGCGACGCUUUUCUAGAACUGCCGUUCGACAUCGCAUGGGCGAAAGCAAAGGAAUCCAGCGUGGAUGGUCUCCGUGCGAAUUCAUCACCGGAUCUGCUAGUCGAUCUGGAGUCUCGCGUCUUCCGCCAACGUGCCCGGCUGCAGCGCUGGCGCCAGUACAGUGCCUCUAUGCGCAAACAUGAGCGGGUACAAUCCACAAGCUCAACCAAAUCUCAACCGCUUGUCUUCCGAGAGCACCAAGCACUCACCGUCGCCAGCAUCUCCAAAGCCGUCCGGCAGCCAGUGGAACGCGCCUCGCCCAAAGCAGACGACCGGGCGUUGCUCUUCUCCAUGAAUGAGGCCAUUGCACGGAUCAACGGCCGACCCGCAGCGCAUCGUCAUCGCCACACUCAUAGCGAAUCGAAAUUACGCAACCCUGCAACAGUAUCCUCCAGCUCAGCGGCCGGGAGCAACAGAUCAUCUCCCCAAGCCGAAGACACUACCCGCUCAACCACCACUAGAACCUCAACACCCUCCAUCCCAGAGCCCCAGCCCAGCGUGCCCUCAUUCUCAACCACCGAAGUCCCCGAAAAGGACCCUUCUCCCCCUCCUGAACGAACUAGCCGGUUCACACUCGUAGAACGAACCCGCAAGUCCAUGUCCCUCAUCGUACCACCCACCCAACCCAGACCAAGAGAAAGUUUCCGGUCCCACCGACCUCGGCCUUCUUACCCCAUCAACCAGUUCGAGACGCCUCAAAGAUCACACACCAUCCCCAGUCGGGCCUCUACGCCACGCGACGAGCUCUUUGACGAGGAAGCGGACUACGCCAGCGUAUUCAAGUCGCGGCCGCGUGUGGCGCACAGUCCGGUCGCCUCUCCCGCAGUACACAUCAGCCCCAUUGGGGAUUUCGACCUGAGUCCGGACGAGGAAAUCGACCUGGAUGGGGGAGACGAGGAGUAUGUGCAGGAUACUCCGUUGGUGUCGAGACGGAGGAUAUUAUGAUUGUUACGUCGGUUCAUGUUUCGUUUUGUCUUCAUCUAAUUCUUAUGUGUGAUGUUCUUUUGGGAGACGAUUCUACUUACCUCCCUUAUAUGCCUAUACCUACUACAUACGAUUAAUGUCUAUAGAUUCUGGAAGAAAGCAGUACACGAC
Messenger RNA from Aspergillus eucalypticola CBS 122712, 1946 nucleotides. RefSeq lists its product as uncharacterized. Gene Ontology annotation, cellular component: HAUS complex; mitotic spindle microtubule. Lineage: Eukaryota; Fungi; Ascomycota; Eurotiomycetes; Eurotiales; Aspergillaceae. Bases 30 to 1796 code for a protein of 588 amino acids. Gene Ontology annotation, biological process: spindle assembly. Gene Ontology annotation, molecular function: microtubule binding. The record is from RefSeq and is a predicted model, not a curated record. The transcript has 3 exons.